Molecule: messenger RNA, 891 nt
Organism: Manihot esculenta (cassava)
Lineage: Eukaryota; Viridiplantae; Streptophyta; Magnoliopsida; Malpighiales; Euphorbiaceae
Product: chaperonin-like RBCX protein 1, chloroplastic
Exons: 6
Coding region: 272-793 (173 amino acids)
Biological process (GO): ribulose bisphosphate carboxylase complex assembly
Molecular function (GO): protein folding chaperone
Source: RefSeq, a predicted model, not a curated record
CGCACACACAAAGUACUGAUAAUGUUUUUUUCAUGCUGUCCCAAUUGCACAAUUCGAAAGGAGCAAUCGUCUUUCAGCUUCCAUAGCUGCACUUUUGUGCCAAAGCUAAAACAAGAUUCUGGGUUCCACCAAGGAUGUGACACUUGACUCUGAAGAAACAUUUGUAACUUUUCCCACUUGGAUAUUUAUGAAGAUAUUUUUGGAGAUCUUCUUUGUAGGUGAUAGCCCAAGAAACCAGAAAUAACAUAUUCCCUUCUCUCUUGCACCAAGCAUGGAAUCCUCUGCAGUUUUUUCAAUCACUCAACUCCCCUUUUACCCUCCAAAAUACAACAGAAACAAAGCUUAUACUUCAUGGCCAUGCAAGAAGCCAAGUCCUUCUAAAUCAACUCGAUUACACUGCCAAAAGAUGUAUGUCCCUGGAUAUGGACAUGCAUCACCAGAAGCCCAGGCCGCUAAGAAUCUGCAUAAUUUCUUCACUUAUAUUGCGGUUAAGAUUGUUUCAGCACAGCUUCAGAGCUAUAACCCUGAAGCAUACAAAGAGCUGAUGGAAUUUGUGGGGAGGCAAUCCUUGAACGAUGGAGACCAGUUUUGCGCCAGUAUGAUGCGUGAAUCUUCAAGACACCAGAGUUUAGCUCUACGCAUCUUGGAGGUUCGAUCGGCUUAUUGUAAAACUGAUUUUGAAUGGGACAACUUGAAGCGAUUAGCUAACAAGACGGUCAGUGACUCCAACACGAGGCUCAUGAGAGAUUAUGUCUUGGAAACCAGUCACAUAGAUGUAGAAAGUGAGAAGUGAUCAAACAUUGAGCACCAGAAUCACAGUGUCACAAUAUGUAUCCAUCCACUAUUGUUAUAAAUGCAAUACAUAAGAACUGAAUUGACAAGUUACAUACA